This is a messenger RNA of Archocentrus centrarchus (flier cichlid), 795 nucleotides long. RefSeq names its product very long-chain acyl-CoA synthetase-like. The transcript has 7 exons. NCBI's taxonomy places the organism in Eukaryota, Metazoa, Chordata, Actinopteri, Cichliformes, Cichlidae. The record is from RefSeq and is a predicted model, not a curated record. Gene Ontology annotation, molecular function: long-chain fatty acid transmembrane transporter activity; long-chain fatty acid-CoA ligase activity. Gene Ontology annotation, cellular component: plasma membrane; endoplasmic reticulum membrane. Gene Ontology annotation, biological process: long-chain fatty acid metabolic process; long-chain fatty acid import into cell. Bases 1 to 795 code for a protein of 264 amino acids.
AUGGAAUACACAUCUGACCACUCAAUCAGCUGUAUUCCUGUUGUUUUGAGGAGUAAAUUUUCUGCUUCUCAGUUCUGGGACGACUGCAGCAAAUAUAACAUCACUGUUAUACAGUACAUAGGUGAAAAUCUGCGUUAUCUCUGCAACACCCCACAGAAACUCAGUGAUAAAAAUCACAAAGUUAGACUUGCAAUAGGCAACGGGAUGAGAGCAGAUGUUUGGAGGGACUUUGUAAAACAGUUUGGAGACAUUCAAAUCAGAGAAUUUUACGGAGCAACUGAGGGGAACUUUGGUCUGUUGAAUUAUAGUGGCAAGGUGGGAGCUAUUGGGCGAGACACCUUCCUGAACAAGUGGCUUUUUCCAUAUGCUGUGAUCAAAUAUGAUAUAGACAAAGGAGAGCCUUUGAGGGAUUCAUCUGGUUUCUGCAUAGAGGCUGCCAAAGGUGAACCUGGACUUCUGGUGACUUUAAUAACAGCAAAAUCUCCAUUCGUUGGUUAUGCGAGAGAGACUUGCAGCAAACUGAGAAAAAGAAGCUGCAAUAAUGUCUUCAAGAAAGGUGAUCUGUACUUCAACACUGGCGACCUGCUGCGCACUGAUGAGGAUGAUUUCAUUUACUUCAGUGAUCGUGUUGGAGACACGUUCAGAUGGAAAGGAGAGAACGUAGCUACAGCUGAGGUGGCUGACAUCCUCGCGCUGGCUGACUGCAUUAAAGAGGUCAGUGCUUAUGGAGUCAAAGUGCCGGGUCUUACCAAUUUAUCUACUAGUGCCAUGUUUAAAAAACUCGGGAUAACCUGA